Diabrotica virgifera virgifera (western corn rootworm) is the source of this 1787-nucleotide messenger RNA. Its product is annotated as dual specificity protein phosphatase CDC14C-like. The coding region runs from base 154 to 1764 and encodes 536 amino acids. Gene Ontology annotation, biological process: protein dephosphorylation; microtubule cytoskeleton organization; positive regulation of cytokinesis. NCBI's taxonomy places the organism in Eukaryota, Metazoa, Arthropoda, Insecta, Coleoptera, Chrysomelidae. Gene Ontology annotation, molecular function: protein serine/threonine phosphatase activity; protein tyrosine/serine/threonine phosphatase activity. The transcript is spliced from 5 exons. The record is from RefSeq and is a predicted model, not a curated record. Gene Ontology annotation, cellular component: spindle pole; mitotic spindle; centrosome.
ACCAAAACUAAAUUGAAAAAUGAGUGUAACCGUGUACAAAGCAUUAAACUUUAUUGUGGCCAUAUUAGCAAAUUAUACCCUCCAUUUUUUCAUAUACAUACUUUUCUGUAAAAAUCCAGAUAAACCUUGUAUACUGUUCCCAUAAAAAUAAAUAUGGACAAACAAAUUAGUACCCCUAGAGAAGUAGCCAAUUAUGUAGAAGUUGUUCAUAAGCAGUUGUAUUUUGCAGUCUUAUCUGGAAAGGAAAUUAUCAAGUUGAAGUAUAGUAAUAAUAAUAAUAACAAAGUUUUAUUCUUCUGCAUAGACGAUGAAUUCUAUUACGAAAAUUAUUACAAUGAUUUUGGACCUUUCAACAUCUCUUGUUUGUAUAAAUAUUGUUUAAAGAUAAGAAAAUAUAUCGAUUGCGCAAAAGGCGUAAAGUGUGUAGUGCAUUACACAUCUGAAUACCCAGAAAAAAAAGCAAAUGCUGCUUGUCUGAUGGGAUUAUUUUGUAUUAUGUAUUUGAAUUUUCAACCCAAAGACAUUUGGAAUAUUUUGCUGAAACUUGGACCUUACAAAUUAUUUUGGGAUGCAUCCCUACAGUCAUGUGGAUUUCAUCUAAGAAUUAUUGACUGUCUGUACAGCAUACAGAGAGCUGUCACAUAUAACUUUGUAAAUUUUGAUGAUUUUGAUGUAUCAGAAUAUGACACAUGUGACAAACUUCAGUAUGGCCACAUGAAUUGGUUACUUCCUCGAAAGUUCCUAGCAUUUAUUGGACCUGCUGAUAAUCGUACUGCUCACUCCCCUCAUUUUUAUAUAAAAUAUUUUUUAAACAAUGAUGUAAAAACUAUAAUAAGAUUAAAUGUUCCUUCGUACAAUGCUGCAGCUUUUACAAAAGUUGGAAUUGAGCACUUUGACUUAAUAUUUCCUGAUGGAUCUACGCCUUCCAAAGAUGUAGUAAUAAAAUUUUUAGCAAUUGCCGAAGCUGCCCCUGCUGCAAUAGCUGUACACUGUAAGGCAGGGUUAGGAAGAACUGGGUCUCUUAUCGGUGCCUAUCUUAUGAAACAUUACCAAAUGUCCGCAAGGGAAGCGAUUGCGUGGAUGAGAAUGUGUAGGCCAGGUUCUGUCAUAGGCCAACAACAAUUAUGGCUGGAAAAGGUUGAAAGUUGGUUAUGGAAAACAGGAAUCGAAUACAGGUUGAGGCUAUUUGGAGCGAUGGAUGCAAUUCCAAAACAUGCAUAUGGAAUCUACAGUAAGCAAUGGCUAAGAGAUAGGGAGAAAAUUAUAACAGAAACCAGGAGAAAAUUACGCCCAACGUUGGCACGAACAAAGAUAUCUAAAGGAUCGGAAAAGAACAUUUCUUUAAGCGUCGAAUCCUUUGCUAAAAUGUCGCGCAUACAGAAACAUAAUAGAAGAAAAAUGACAGAAGAUAACAUUCAAGGGCACCCAUUCAAAAAUUUCACCAAAUUAUUAGGUGAUGUGCGUCUACAAAAUAAAAGACCUUCUACAUUGGGAAAUAAUUUAAAUAGAAAGACGACUGUAUGUAACUCUCCAAAACAUAGCUUUAUACCAUCUUUCGCCAAAUCUAGCUUUACAUCAAGAAAUGAACGAGGUAGAAAUGAACAAUUAUUUACUCCUAUUCCAGAUAAAAGGAAAGCGCAAAAGAUUACUCAGGGUGAUCGCUUAAAUCAAAUUAAAGCUUCCUGGAAUUCGAACAAACCUUUUGAAUAUCGACCAUAUACCGAAAAUAUAACGCAGAGAAAAUUUCUAUCCAAUCUUUCAUAAAUAUAUUCAUUUUUGAAGAAUUA